AUCAUUAGCAGCCACGCGCUGCUCGCGAGGAUAAGAAGAAGACCAAGACCGUGGAGUCGGAUUCGCGCUUGCCGUCAGCGUCUUCUCCAAAGGUCGGAAUAGAGCAGCCAGGAGGCACGACGAUCGAUGCACCACCCGCCCAAGAGCGACGACGCCAGUGCGCGGGUGCGCAGCCCAUCGACCGGUACGGGUCGGCGCCGGCACUCGCGGCGAGCUCCGGGUUCGCCGUCCAAGUCGAGCCCAGCCGAACGCCGCGUUCGUAAGAGGCAGCGGAGCACCGUCUCACCGAAUGACGAGACUGCGGCACCGCUGACCGCAACGCCGCCUGUCGCGCCCAGCGAACGUCGGGUGAACGGGGCGAUGACGUCGCAUGAGCCGUCACCGCCGUCCCCAGGGAGCUUCAGCGAGAACUCGCCCUAUUUCAACUCGCGCAAGGCGGUCUUCAGUAGCCCGUUUCCUCCAGCGUCCCCGGUCUCGGCAACCUCGGAGACGCAAAUUUCACCGAACAAUCCGACCAGAAUUAACCAGUCUCGGCGACUCUCCAGGGCGUCGAUGGCUCCGGUUGGCGGACUACGCCGGGGAGAAGAGGAAGAGACUAUGCUGGGCAAGGUGCUCGAACGCCACGUGGUCAACCCGACAAGCGCCGACACAGGCCAGCGCCGCGGCAAGCCCCUGCUGUGCGCCGUGGUGCUCGUCAUCGCGCUGCCCAUGGUGGCGCUGGUGCUGUUCGCCGUGCUGGCCAAGACGCAGAUAACUCUACAAGUGGACGCCGCAUGGGGCACGUACCGCGGCUCACACGAGCGUGUCGAAGGUGGGCUCAAGUGCGACAGCUUUCUCGGCAUCCCGUUCGGCAACGCGACGGGCGGCGAGCUCCGGUUCCGGCGGCCCGUGCGCCCCGGCCAGUGGGCGCAGCAGAGCACGGGGGGCAGCGCCCCCUGCCUGCAGCCGCCCCUGCGCAUCGGCAACUUCUCCGUGUACGACGCGGCCAACAGCGGCUCGGAGGACUGCCUGCGGCUCAACCUGUGGACGCCCAGCAUCAACGCAAAGGGCCUCCCAGUGCUGGUGUUCCUGCACGGCUUCCAGUUCUACUAUGGCGGCAACAGCCAGGAGUUGUUGCGCGGCGAGCUGCUCUCUGCGCUGGGUAAUAUCGUGGUCGUGGUUCCCAACUUCAGGCUCGGCCCACUGGGCUUCCUCAGGGCGAAUGCGAACAGCGAGUCUUCUCCGGGCAACCUGGCGCUAUACGACCAGCGCCUGGCCCUCGAGUGGACGCGCGAUAACGUGCGAUUCUUUGGCGGCGACCCGGAGCGUCUGGUGCUACACGGCUACGAGGCCGGCGCCGUGUCCGUCGGCUACCAGCUGCUCUCGCCCGAACCCCACUGGGUCAAGGGGGUGCCCAGGUUGAUCCUGCAGAGCGGCUCUGCACUGCGCCUCUUCAAGAACAACACGGGCGACGCGAGCAUCAACAACGUGCGCUCGCUCCAAGUGAACCUCAAGUGCAACACCAAGGAAGAGAAGCCACAGCUGGCGCUCGAGUGCCUGCGAAAGGUUGAGCCCGAGAUGUUCGUGCAGCGCAAAGCGCACAAAGACAUCGAGUUCGUGUUCGGGCCCAGCUUCGACACCGAGUUCCUGCCUGCGUAUCCGAGCCAGUUGCUGUCGGACGCGAUCCACUCGAAGGAGGUGCUUCUGGGCACCGUCUCCGGCGAGGGCGUUGUGCUGGCCGAGGUCUACAUGAGCCUCCGGAAGCCCAUCAAUCUUGGCGAAUUGCUGGCCGCGUACGGCGUGGUGGACGUGGCGCGGCUCAUCGCGCUUUACACCAACGCCGACCAGCGGGACAACCACACCUGGGCGCUGUCGCACUUCAAGCAGCUGCUUGGCGACGUUCUGUCCUCGUGCCCGGUACAGUAUCUGGCAGAGCACCUGUCUUCGGGCAAUAACCGCGUGUACAGCUACGUGUUCGUCCACAAGCCGAGCUUCAGCGACUGGAACGAUUCGUUUCCGGCGCAUUACGAGGACCUGGACUUCGUGUUCGGAGUGCCGCUCCGCCGAGGACUGGGAACGCCGCAGGAGCAGGACCUCAGCCGCCGGCUCAUAAAGCUUGUGGCCACGUUCGCAAAGGAGGGGACGCUGCCUCAGUUGCGCGAAGGCGCCGAGUGGCCCGAGUUCCACGGCCUGGGCAACGACACGGUCGAGAUCGCGCUCGGCGGCUUCUCGCUGGCAGCGUCAACACGUGCCGAGCAGUGCCGCCAGAUACGACCCCACAUCCUCUACUAGGAGACGCCACGAAACCUCGGCGCUAACAUGGCGGCCAGUCGACGUUUAGCCUGCUCGUUGUUGGGAGCAGUGCCUCCUCUAUAGGCACGCUUCCGCUUUUUCUAAGAGCGCUAUUUCUCAUUUUGUCACUUCCGAAGUCGUUUUUUUUUGCGUGUUGUGCUCAUUAUUUCUUACUUGCGCACUCAACUAUAUCGCAGUGCUGUUUGAACUGUUUGACUACAUUUCGCUGCCCGACGAGUGACACUUCCUGCUUAUUUUGUCUUUAUUCCGGAGUACCAUUUUGAAUGUAUUAUGUGUACUCGCUUGUUGCGCUAGCCACACGUUAAUGUUGUAAUAAUGCAAUAUUAGAUUGUCUAACCGUCCUGGUUCCGAUCACACGGACACGAGGCGUCCGUCUUGAAUGACCACGCACGUCAAAACGACAUGCAACGCCAGAAGAUCGCGUGGGACAUCAAUCAUGUACGACGCCAGCACCAACGUCUUGGGCGCUCUAGUUAAUAGUGAUAUAGACGCGGAAGAGAGAGGGUACCAGCAGCAGCGAUUAUGAGGUGUGCGCGUUCACAUCGCAGAAAAUAGUCUGUGCACUAAACUAUGUGAACAGUGUUUCAUUAACGUAACAAUAUUUCGGACCAGCUCACAUAUUGAUUGUUGUGGUACGGAUUACAUAGUAUGUAGCAUGUGUGUGGAGCAUUCUUAAUAGACGUGGUAUCGUGUGUGGCGUGUAUGAACUUGAUUGCGAAGUAAAGGAUUGGGAAGCUUAAGCUUCAGAAUCUCUCUUUAAUCGAUCUAUUUCUUAUUUAUCUUUCUAAUGUAAUGUUUCACGUGGGUUUAUAAACACAACUUGAGGUGCUGAGAUUUCUUUUGUAUAAGCGUUUGUGUGCUUGGACUAAUGCGACGAAAUCUUGUAACCGUGGCAGUUUAUUUUUUUUAUUUUAACGUUCAAGCCUGAGCAAAUACAAUUUCAUGACGGGAAAUGUACUACAGCGUGCCCAUCAUGCACUAAUAGCCGAAAAAUAAAACCAAUGAGUGAAACA
Molecule: messenger RNA, 3305 nt
Organism: Dermacentor albipictus
Lineage: Eukaryota; Metazoa; Arthropoda; Arachnida; Ixodida; Ixodidae
Product: acetylcholinesterase-1-like
Biological process (GO): choline metabolic process; acetylcholine catabolic process
Cellular component (GO): plasma membrane
Molecular function (GO): acetylcholinesterase activity
Source: RefSeq, a predicted model, not a curated record